This is a messenger RNA of Apus apus (common swift), 8262 nucleotides long. It is a transcript of the gene IPMK, whose product is annotated as inositol polyphosphate multikinase. Bases 156 to 1451 code for a protein of 431 amino acids. Gene Ontology annotation, biological process: inositol phosphate biosynthetic process. Gene Ontology annotation, molecular function: inositol-1,4,5-trisphosphate 3-kinase activity; inositol tetrakisphosphate kinase activity. The record is from RefSeq and is a predicted model, not a curated record. The transcript is spliced from 6 exons. Gene Ontology annotation, cellular component: nucleus; cytoplasm. Lineage: Eukaryota; Metazoa; Chordata; Aves; Apodiformes; Apodidae.
GCGGGGCAGUGGCUGCCGGAGCGGCGGGGUGCGGAGCGGCGCGGCGGGGAUGGAGCCGCGGGCCCUCGCCGCCCGCGCCCCGGCACGCAGCGCCCGCUGAGGCCGGCCCGCCUGCCCCUCGCCUCCUCCCCGUCCCCCCCGCAGCCCCCCGGGACAUGGCCACCGAGCCCCCGCUGCCCGCGGCGGGGCGGCCCGAGGGCGGGCGCGGGCGCUGCGCGGGCGGCGGGCGCGGCGAAGCGGAGGAGGCCGCGGCCCAGCCGGCGCUCGGCGCCUCCCCGGGCCCCGCGGCGGGGGCUGCGGGCCGGCGGCGGGGGCUGAACGGCUGCGUGCCGCUGUCGCACCAGGUGGCCGGGCACAUGUACGGCAAGGAUAAAGGCGGUAUACUGCAGCAUCCCGACGGGACUGUCCUGAAGCAGUUGCAGCCACCACCUCGUGGCCCCAGGGAGCAGGAGUUCUACAACAAGGUUUAUGACUCGGAGUGUUGCGACAGCGUUCUUCUGGAGCUGCGGGAAUAUCUGCCAAAAUACUUUGGUGUCUGGUCACCACCUACUGCACCAAAUGAUACGUAUCUAAAACUGGAAGAUGUGACCCGUAAGUUUAAUAAGCCUUGCAUAAUGGAUGUAAAAAUAGGUCAGAAAAGUUACGAUCCCUAUGCUUCAGCUGAGAAGAUACAGCAGCAGGUCAGCAAGUACCCGCUGAUGGAAGAGAUUGGCUUUUUGGUACUUGGCAUGAGGGUUUACCACGUCACCUCUGACAGCUACGAGACACAAAACCAGCACUAUGGAAGGAGCUUGACAAAGGAAACAGUGAAGGACGGCAUCUCCAAGUUUUUCCACAACGGGUACUGCUUGAGAAAAGAUGCCAUAGCUGCCAGCAUCCAGAGGAUUGGAAAGAUUUUGGAGUGGUUUGAGGGCCAGAAGCAACUCAACUUUUAUGCAAGCUCCUUACUCUUUGUUUAUGAGGGUUCCUGCCAGGCAACAACUGUGCGGCUGAGCGAUGUCACCUUGGCAGAGAAGAGAGGAGUGCCCAAAGGACUGUUGUCAGGUGGAGACAUACUGGAGUAUAAUAAUAAUAUUCACCUCAUAAAUGCGACCGAGAACGGAAAAAUCGAGGCCUCUGUAAGUAAAGGCUUGUCCAAAUUUUAUGCACUUCACAAAAAGGCAUACUCUAAGAGGCACCCCAGUCAGCUCUCUCUAAAAGUUGAAAACUUGGAGCAGGACAACGUGUGGAAAAGCAGCACUUGCAUCGCCCAGGAGCACCUGAAUGGGAACGUUAUACCCCAACUGGAAAAAGUUUUCUGUCACAUGCCAGCAGAGAUCAAGGAAAGCGCAAACGUGGAAGUCCGGAUGAUAGAUUUUGCUCAUGUGUUCCCUAGCAACACGAAGGAUGAGGGCUACGUUUAUGGUCUGAAGAAUUUAAUCACUGUACUUCAAAAUAUUUUGGAUAACUAAAUUCUUUGCUAUGGUUUUUACUGGGGGGCCAAUGAUAAAGAAGAGCAGCAACAUGAAGAAUUUCUGCACUUAUAAUGCUGUAUAACUGGGUUUGUAUUGUUCUAUAUUUUGUCUUUGUACUUUUGGUAGAAGGGUUUAACUUUUUAUAAUCUCACUCAGGAAAAUAAUUGAUAGUUAAUUAGGGAGUGUGAAAGGAUGGAGAUACUGGAGAUGAAGCAGGAUAGGUGAAUUAGUAGGAUGAAAUGUAUAUGGUUGGCUUAUGUCCAAGGAGUACAGUUGUACAGUAAGCAAGGGUGAUGUUAGUUCCCGUGACGACUUUAGCCUAGAUCCCGUUUGCCCACCUGGCCUUGACACUGAGCCCUCUCUCCAUCAACAGGGUUUUUAGAAAAUGGACUGAAAACUCUGCCGUGCAGGAUUGAUGUCCUCAGUACUGCCCUCUUGUGUUUACUGCAUACAAAUAACUGGAGUUAACCCUCUUUGGAGAGAAAUCCCGUGUUGAGUCAGUAGUCUAACCUGGAAGCCAGUGAAUGAAAAGUGCUUUUCAGCAUCACGGGACGAUGUUGUUUCAGCCCUGGGGUGGCUGUCCCUAGCCCAUGUUCACCCCUGACAAGCUACAACCUUUUUUUGUGUUGAGGUGCUAAGAAAAUGCUGGAGUAAAAUAUUGUGACAGGCUUAAACUGCACGACUGCUAGAGAAACUGUUUUUUCCUAAGAAAGAGUAAAAAAAUGCCAACGCGAGAUAUUCCAGGAACUCGUUUGGUUUAGGAGAUUAAGUCAGUCUGUUAAUGGAGUGUCUGACGUUGUGACUAAGGGAGAUGCCUCACUCCUUUGUUCUGAUGGCCCUUCUCCAAAAAUGUGGCUUUUACAAGCAAACCAAUUGAAUGGGGAAACAAAGCAUUUUGAGUAAGCAUACAGAGAUUUCUUCUGGCUGUCUGCUGCUUGUAUCCACACUUCCACUGCUGGGGAGCACCGACUGGAACCAACGAGCCCUACAGGUGAAGAACUCUCUCCUGCCAAGAGAAGUUUCUUUCCAGCCCUGGAGCAACCAGAUGUCCCUCUGUUUGUCACAGUGGAGUUGUGGCUCUCAUACCCUGGCCUUGAAGUCCUGCAUUCAGCUCUUUUGUUUUUUUUUUUUAAUGACACACAGGCAAGCUGUGUAAUUGGAAGAUUGUCCCAAUUCCUUCUUUUUCAUGGGAAAAUGUCAAGCUUUCCUAUGGAAUAUUUGAGAUCAGGAUGGUGUAUCCAAAGCAUUUUUGGUGUGUCUCUUCUGUAUGCCCUGUCUGUGGCUGUCCUGCCAUGUCUGUAUAGUCAGCUAUAGGAAAAGUCAGGACAGAUUUUCCUGCUUGAAGCAAGCCCCAGAAAUACAACUUUUUAGAGUGGACUUGGUCAUUGGAAACAGACAUCUUUGACAUGUGGACUUAUUGUGGCACUGUGGCCUUUUGCUGCUCUCUCUGUAUGAUGUUCUGCACUAUGCACUCACUCGUGUACACAUCUUUGCAGGUUCUCAAUUUGACAUCAGUUUUCUACAUCAGAAAGAGAUCAAUGCUUUUCCAAACACAGGCUGUUUUAAACAAAGCUGAAAUUUUAGCUCUUUGAGAACCUGGGUUAAUUGGAAGAAACAGGGUAUUAUGUGUAGAACAACAUUGUUUAACCUUUAGAGCUAAUAUUGGCCAAUACAAUCAAGAAUAACACCCAUCUCUCAGAGACAGAAUGUCUUUGAAGUGUGGGAAAGGACUCUGGCAGGAGGGGCAGUAUCAUUUUGUUGAGCAUUUUAUGCAAAUGGUGGUGAAGGUUGAGGGGAAAAUGUCAGGAGGGGAAAGCAGUUUAUUUUUUGUUCUACCUGGUAUUUCUGUUGCACCAUAUAGUUAAUAUAUUCCCGACUCUGUGAACUAAUUUAAGCCAUAUUCUGGGAAGAGUUUGUGCUUUUGUUUGCUUUGAUGCUGGUUUCUCUGUUAUGAUUUUGUUGUUUUAUCCCAUAAAUAGCCAACACCAGAGCAGUUCAGGCUGGCAGUGGCCUUGUAGGAUAAAUUCACAAUGUUUUAUAGAAAACAUGAGGGGAAACAUUUAUAAAUCAGAGUUGUUUUGUCCUCUGUAAUUCAUCUCUUCUGGAUUUUAAUCCAUUUUGUGCUGGAGAAAUCAGACCAGCUGCCUCAAAGAAGUCAGUGAUUGGAAAAUGAUCAGUUUGCUCUCAGCAUAAGUGUGUUCUCCUGUCUCUGCUUUAAGAUACACGUCUGCAGUGUUUGAAUGCUCUUGAAGUAUUGGUCGUUGUGCUGACUAUGGUAGUGUUUGUAAUGCACCUGGAAUAUUGUUAAACUGUCAGAAUAUUUUGAAUAAAAAAAAAGAGUGAAAGAAUUUUAUCAUGGUUUUUUUACCAGUAGUUACUAAUGGAUGUAUUUCUGUUUUAAUUUAAAAUGUAGCUUGAGAGAUUAACAGUAUUUUUAAUUGGAAGUAGUGUAAAUAAAGAUUGCUGUGGAGGUGUUUUGGCACAGUAGCAGCUGUGAAUUUAUGCCUGCCAAGGUGUUAUAUUCACAUUGUUCUUGCACAUUUUAGAUUUGGUGUUUGUAGUGUCUUGUACCUGCUCAGUUUGUUUUCAGUUCUAGUUGGAGAUGCAUUCACAGCAAUCAUUAAACAGAUUGCAGAGUUAAUUGCAAAGUGAAGAGGGAGACACUGGACACUAAACCCAUGCAUUGCCAUCCAUCUCCCUCCUUCCCAGUGAUGCCUCUUUUGUUCUGUGAGCAGCCUCCAGGACAGGUGACAGUUACCUGGAAACCUUUAUGGACAUGGUAACCAGGCUUAUAGGUGUUUCUGUCCCAUAAAAUGAAACCUGGAAGCAGGUGCCUUCCCCAGACUGCUGUGGUGUAUCCGAGUCGUUGAUGAAGCCCCUCUGUUUUGAUUUUAAGCAAUAAGAACUUGGUUUAGCAGAACUGAUGGUCAAAAGGGAAGGUGUUGUCAUUCCUGCACUCUGAAAAUACACUUUGCUGAAGACUUUCUACCUGGGUGAUGGUGAGAGUUGUGUGUAGCCUUACCUACUAACGAGAGCUCGAGUUGUAUAAAGUUUUAUAAAAAAGCAUUUACAUAGAUGGUAUUUUUGGAUAUGGGUGGAAUUUGUUGCAUAAAUUACAGUGGAAAUUAUUAUACCAUUAUGAGAUGUUACGAAUAUUUUAAUCAAAUCAUUUUAUGAAUUUAACUAGAGACUUAACAUAUAGUUUUGGUUCACAAAAAGCCUGUACUAUUUUCCAUUUCUUUCUUGCUGUAAUGCAUGGUCACACCCUUCUUGUCUAUAACCCUACAGUUUCAUGGAGAUCUUUUAAAGUACCCAGUAGGUCAGGAAAUCACCAAUUCCCUUUAGUUUAAGCAAGUGGAUAAGUUCUUGAAAUACUUCAGUGCACUUCAGCAUGGGUGUACUAUACAGCUAGAGCCCCAGGAAACUUCCUUACCUGCAGAGAGCUCCUGCUGAGCUGAGUCUGGAUUAGGCAGUAUUUAAACUGGGCCUUUUCACAUCUAACAGCAGCGAAGGGAAGGCAUCUCCUGUGCUGGCUGUGUCAGUGAAAGGAUGGUUUCCUCAUUUUAUUUUUCUUCUCCAAGUAAGCUUUCCUCCUGAGUGCCUUCUUUGGCCCUUGCCACUGGUAACCUUCUGUAGUCUAGAAUGAAUUAAAGGGAAAUUUUUUAUAACUGAUAAAUGCUCUUAAAGUGCAGGUAUUGAAAAAACUGUCAAAAUGCCUCAAAUACUGUGGGAAAUGCAAUAUCCCUUUUGCAGUCUUUCUGUUAAAGAGUAGUAGAAUGAUAGAAUCACAGAAUCACUUAGACCUUCAAGAUCAUUGAGUCCAACCAUUACCCCUGCUCUCUCAAGUCCAGCACUGAGCCAUGUCCCCCAGCACCACAUCUAGGCACCUUUUAAGCACAUCCAGGGAUGGUGACUCAACCACCUCCCUGGGCAGCCUGUUCCAAUGUCUGACAACCCUUUCAGUGAAAAAGUUCUUCUUCAUGUCUAGUCUAAACCUCCCCUGGUGCAGCCUGAGGCCAUUGUUCUAUCACCAGUUACUUGUGAGAAGAGACCAGCACCCACCCCUUUACAACCUCCUUUCGGGCAGUGGUGAUGAGGUCUCCCCUCAACCUCCUUUUCUUCAGACUAAACAGCCCCAGUUCCCUCAGCCCCUCCUCAUAAGUCUUGUUCUCAAGGCCCUUCACCAGCUUUGUUGGCCUUCUCUGGACAUGCUUCAGCAUCUCCAUGUCCUCCUUGUAUUGAGGUGCCCAGAACUGGACACAGUAUUCAAGGUGGGGCCUCACCAGUGCCGAGUACAGAGGGAUGCUCACCUCCCUACUCCUGCUGGCCACACUAUUCCUGAUGCAGGCCAGGAUGCCAUUGGCCUCCUUGGCCACCUGGGCACACUGCUGGGUUAUGCUCAACAGCAUCAAUCAGGACCCCCAAGUCCCUCUCUGCUGGGCAACUCUCUGAGCCCAGCCCUCCAGCCAGUGUUUAACCCAGCAGAGCCUGUGCCCAUCCAAGCCAAGAACAGCCAGCUUUUCAUCAGGAUGCUGUGGGAGACAGUGUCAAAGGCCUUAUAGAAGUCCAGGUAGACCUUAUGGAAGUCCAGGUAGUGUGUUUUUAAUUAAAAAAAUUACUCCACAGUCAAAAAUCAGUCUUUUUUACCUUUUUGCUCAUAUAGACUUAGCAAAAACUGUGGGGUUUAAUAUAUAUCUUUUUACAGAUGGUCACAGAAUUCCUGUCUAUCAGUCAGAAUGGUACCAGGGCAGGCCUACCCCACAGGUUGAUUUUUUUUUUACACCAGCAAAAGAACAAAGACAUCAUUUUAUGGUAACAAAAAAUUAACAAUAACAGUACUAAAUGUAUGAGAAAAAACAAUAAUUGGCUAAAACCCAAUACAAAAACAUUUGGAAGCAGAAGACCCUGAGGACUUGCAGCAUUACACAUCAAUUUCCCUCUGUGUUCCUAGGAAACUGCACAAAAUGUGCAGUGAGUAUUAAAAGGUUAGGAUGUGCAUGACAUGUGUAAUAGCUUUCUACUUUCCAAGCCCAGCUUCGUUUUUCUAAAUCUGAGGAACAGGAAAACAGCCAAAUUCCCCCAAAGAAAACAACCUGACAGCUAUACAGAGUGCUGCUGAUAUGCUGAAGAAAAGAGCAAUGGGCACUAUUUGGCUGCUUGUGCCCCAUACAUUAAUUACCAUCUAUUUAAUUUCCUAGCAUUACAAUGCUAGGAAAAAGCAGCUAAAAAAAUUUCCACAGAAUUAUGAUCAAUGACAUGUUUUAAUGUUUAAUACACAGAAGGCAAGGACCUGACUACCUUCAGGGAACUCACAAAACACAGAGGGCAGAAUCUUCUCCUUCAGAGGCUGGGUCUAUCAACUGCAGCCGUUCAUAAUCAAAUCAGUUGAUUAAUCAAUUACUUCUUCAUGGCAAGUGCAGAUUUCUUCUGAUGAGGGAGAAGGGAGUUGACAGUUCAUCAUGAACCAAGAAACCUCAAGUUUGUGUCUCAAACCUAGUCCAAAUAUCUAUCCAGGCCUCUCAAAUACACAGCUCUGUCAUGUAGGCUUCAGGCACCAAGCCAACAGUUCAGUUCUCCUGCCCAUCAGCCAAGUCCAUCGUGCUCCUCUCUGAGAAUGCAGAUCAUGUCUCCACCUUUAAAUGUCAGCUCAUCAGCUGCAUCUGUGUAGUCCCACAAACCUUGAUGGGUAUAAUAGCUUUUUUUCUUUUGUUCUAUCUGAAACAGUGCAAUGGUAGCAGAGGGCAUGCCUUGAGACUGGGUGUUAGGUUGUAUGGAACAUCUUUAUCUGUGUUGUGAAGAGGCCAUUUUGGGGGCAAGGUGAGUGACAACCAAAUGGCAUGAAGUUUUCUUACUGCAAUGAAAGGUGGAGGUUUUGGGUUUAAGAAGGUAGGCUAGUGGGAAGCAGUGGAAGUUGGUAAGGAGCCCUGAGGAGGGCAGGGAAUGGCUACGGAUAAGAUCCAAAGGCUGCAAGUCUUCAGGUGUCUUGCAGGGAUGGAUGUCUCCUGAGAAGUACCUUCCUCUCCAUAGCCCCAGGCCAAAUCCUGACUAAUUCCCAUGUUCACUGAAAUCCGUAAGGGAGAGCUACAGGGAAGUUUGUCAUCCUAAGGACAGAUGGAACUGUUGGAGCAGUGUUUGAAAGGGGAUAAAGGGAUAAAAGCUCAGGACUGCACAGCAGAAAACACACAUCAAUAAGUAUCUUUCACUGUAGUCUUGUCUAGUGGAGAUGGGCCCUGUGUAUUUGGAGUUGAGCUGGUUUGUUAUGUGACAUUCGACAGCAAACAGAGCAAAGGUACCUUCAGAAACACCUUAGUUUGAAUUGUGUGCAUAAAAUAGUUAUUUUUUUUAAAAAGUGACCUAUGAAGUAACUUCCAAAUACGAUGCGUGUUGCACCUGACUAUAGAUGAAAUUAGAGUGCACAAAGGCACUUUAAUACUCUGGGAACUUUACUGGAAGACAAAGCAUGUGAAAUUGCACCUGAUGUUGUGUUGCUAAUUGUUUUUUUAAAUUCUCCGUUACUUAUGCUUGAUGGAUGAAUGUAUCUAAUCUAGUCUGGUCUCAGUUUCUUUGAUCCAAGUGUCUAAAGCUGUCACUCAGUCUCCUAAUUUGUAUGUGUUUGUAGUUUAAUUUGCUAUUUUAUUUUUUUUUGCCAUUACUGGACUGCAGGGGUUAUUGUUGAUAUUACAUGUGUUUAUUUUAUAGAACAUUGUACUAUGCUAUCUACCAACUUUUGUAACUUAAUGAUAAGUGAUAUUUAGGGUAAUUCUAAUAGCUGUAUAUUUGGCAAAUUAUUAAAAUUUUCUGCAAGUGA